AUGCCGCGGGCUCCUGCGGUGAAGCGCUACUCGCUGUUUCAGCGCUCAGUGCGCGUGGUGCAGACAUCCAUUCGUCGUGCAGACCGCUGGCUUGCCGUGCGAGUGCCAGGUUUGCCAAACCCACCCGAGAUUGAGGAGAAACAGCGGAAGCCCCACUUUGUAGACCUGUGGGAACUCACUUUAGCCGACCAUCGCCGCAUCUUCCACGAGGUUUGGCAGGAGUACAAGGCGUCAUUCGCUGGUCCGACCGAAGAGGAGCUGGAACAAAGCAAGGAGGAAGUCAAGCGAGCGGUACAGGCUGUUCGUGGCCAGGUCUCGAGCACUGCAAGCAAGAACUUAAGCUUCAUUGACAAGAGUUUGGAGGGCACCAAAGCUCACAAUAAUCUCCACACGCUGGGCGAACAAGGAGCCGAGAACGUCAAAUUCCUCACCAAGGAGAUUAAACACGUGGCCGAGGGCGUAGACACGGACGCCGUGGUCUCUCAUGCCAAGCAAGUGGUGGACGACAGUCGCAGUAAAGACGACGUGGCCACGACUCUCAAGAAGAACGUGAACGAGCUGCGUCACCUCGCGAAGGAGGGACGAGACGCUGCACUGAAUUUGGAGAAGAAGGACGUUGAGACUUUCAAGACCAGCGCGCAGUCGUGGUUCGCAGACAAGCUGUUGGUGGGGCAGUCGGUGCUCAUGGCCUUCAUUGAAGGCUACCGAGAAGGGAAGCAACUGGAGAUGGAACGCGAGGACGCUUUGUUGAUCACGUUCGCGAAACAAGCAGCAGAAGACCACAAGGAUAUCAUCGAGAACCAGAUCAAGAAGAUCAUGGACCAACAGCGAGAACAGCAGCGACAGGAACAGGAAGCUGCACAAAAGGCUGGAGGCUCGGAGAAUGAGGUGCCUGGGCAGAAGACCCCAACCAAGCCAAGCAGCGGCACUCCAUCAGCUUCAGUCCAAGAUAAAUCUACUAGUGCAGUAGGCACAGAGCAGCAAGGUGACAAACCUAUCACGAUAGACGAAGAAGCCAAGCACAGGUAG
Molecule: messenger RNA, 1029 nt
Organism: Phytophthora nicotianae INRA-310
Lineage: Eukaryota; Oomycota; Peronosporomycetes; Peronosporales; Peronosporaceae
Exons: 1
Coding region: 1-1029 (342 amino acids)
Source: RefSeq, a predicted model, not a curated record